Sciurus carolinensis (gray squirrel) is the source of this 5654-nucleotide messenger RNA. RefSeq names its product abhydrolase domain containing 13 (gene Abhd13). The record is from RefSeq and is a predicted model, not a curated record. The transcript has 2 exons. Gene Ontology annotation, cellular component: membrane. Gene Ontology annotation, molecular function: palmitoyl-(protein) hydrolase activity. Bases 434 to 1447 code for a protein of 337 amino acids. Lineage: Eukaryota; Metazoa; Chordata; Mammalia; Rodentia; Sciuridae.
GUUCCCACCCGGGAGGACGACGGAGAGCAGGUUAUGUGGGAGCCGGCGGGGACAUUUGCCGGCGACACCCGAGCGUGGGCCGGAAGUGGAGCCGCCAAGAGCCGCGCCGCUGGAUCUCCUGGCUAGACCGUGGCGACGGCGGCGGCCUCUCGGCUGGAGGAGGACGAUGAGGAGCGACGGAAGCGGCGCGGGGCGACGCUGCUGCGCGGCGCCCGGUUUCGUGCCCGCGGCCGACCUCGCACCCUGCCAGCAAGCCUGAGUAAGUGCAGCGGGGCCGCAGCGCGGGCGGCGCAGGCCCCCGCCGUCCGCUCAGGGCCGGGACGCGCGCACGCCGGACCCUGCGCCCGCCCGCCCGGCUCCCGCCCGCGCGCGAGCCCGGUGGCCAGCCCAGCGCGGCCGGGGCCGGGGCGCAGGAUACCUACGGAGAGCUACAAUGGAAAAGUCCUGGAUGCUGUGGAACUUCGUUGAAAGAUGGCUAAUAGCCUUGGCUUCGUGGUCUUGGGCGCUCUGCCGUAUUUCUCUUUUACCUUUAAUAGUGACUUUUCAUCUAUAUGGAGGCAUUAUCUUACUUUUGUUAAUAUUCAUAUCAAUAGCAGGUAUUCUUUAUAAAUUCCAGGAUGUAUUGCUUUAUUUUCCAGAACAGCCGUCCUCUUCACGCCUUUAUGUCCCCAUGCCCACCGGUAUUCCACAUGAGAACAUUUUCAUCAGAACCAAAGAUGGAGUACGUCUAAAUCUUAUUUUAAUAAGAUACACUGGAGACAAUUCGCCCUAUUCCCCAACUAUAAUUUAUUUUCAUGGGAAUGCAGGCAACAUAGGUCACAGGUUACCAAAUGCAUUGCUUAUGUUGGUUAACCUCAAAGUUAAUCUUUUGCUUGUUGAUUAUCGAGGAUAUGGGAAAAGCGAAGGAGAAGCAAGUGAAGAAGGGCUGUAUUUAGAUUCCGAAGCUGUGCUAGACUACGUGAUGACUAGACCCGACCUUGAUAAAACAAAAAUUUUUCUUUUUGGCCGUUCCUUGGGAGGAGCAGUAGCCAUUCAUUUGGCUUCUGAAAAUUCACAUAGGAUUUCAGCCAUUAUGGUGGAGAACACAUUUUUAAGCAUACCACAUAUGGCCAGCACUUUAUUUUCAUUCUUUCCAAUGCGAUACCUUCCUUUAUGGUGCUACAAAAAUAAAUUUUUGUCCUACAGAAAAAUCUCUCAGUGCAGAAUGCCUUCUCUUUUCAUCUCUGGACUCUCCGACCAGCUGAUUCCACCAGUAAUGAUGAAGCAACUUUAUGAACUCUCCCCCUCUCGGACUAAGAGGCUAGCCAUUUUUCCAGAUGGAACUCAUAACGACACAUGGCAGUGCCAGGGCUACUUCACUGCACUGGAACAGUUCAUCAAAGAAGUGAUAAAGAGUCAUUCUCCAGAAGAAAUGACGAAAACUUCGUCUAAUGUAACAAUUAUAUGAUGCUCCCCUUUUUGAUUAAUGAAUUGUAUUUUAAUUUGUGCAGAAUGAUAAAGAAUGUUCCUUUCUUAGAAGUGUAUUACGUCUGUACUUGUCUGAAGAGUGACAUUAAACUUUGAAAGGACCUUAUUGCUCCUUUUGAUGAUCCAAAUGGUUUUUUACAUUUGAAGAACUGUAAUUCUUGGGAUUAUUUCACACAUGUUCAACAAAACUUUCAAUGUGGUUAUGUAUCCAUAACUUUAGUUUAGUAUGUCAGUAAAAUAGAGGUUAUUCAAAAGUUUCUUGUUGCUUAAGUGACAUAAUCAGCGUCACACUUAGGCUAAUAGCUGGGAAUGAAAGGAGACACGUGAGCAAGAAACCUUUGAAUGUAAUUCCUUUAGUAAAUAUUGGGACAAUCAUGGUAAGAAAACUUAGUUCUAUAGCUGCAUUUUUCACCUUAAAAGUUAAAAUGAAAUGCAUGAUGGUAUUUUAUUCCUUGACUUAUGCAAUGCAACAUUUUUAAUGUAAAUAGCACUGAUCAUAUACUGGUGUAUAUGGUUAUCGGGGUUAUAUCUAUUUUUAUGUAAAUUCUAUUUUGUUUCUGGCAAGAAGUGGAACUGAGGCCUGUGUGCAGGUUGCCAUUGACCUUUGCUCUGGUGGAUGCUGAGAUCCAGCUUUUUCUUACAAAUAAAUGGGACCCUGUUUUCCAAUAUAAAUGUACCGUGUUUUUGUUAGGUACAGUCUGGAUCAUGGCAUGUAGAGAUAGAAAUUUAGAAUUUUACUGCAGCUUUCUGUGCAUAUUUGAACUUUUUAAUAUUUGUAAUUUUGGUGGCAAAGAGAAUUUUAGCUUCUGUCAAUUUUGUAAGUCUAAGCUGAACCACGAAUAGCAGUCAUAGUGAAGAUUAGAACUUGCUUAAGAAUUAAAUUAGGAAGUCCUCUUAUAUGAUUGUACAUACCAUUUUUCAUAAUUCCACAUUGGAUAUUUAAGUCCCAGGACCUAAGAUACACCUAACCCCACCAAAGGUGAGAUAUUAUUUAUUGGAGUUUUUGAAAAUAAAAGUCAAAAAACAAAAGUAACAUCAACUAUGUUUUUGACUUAAUGUUCCAGUUGCUGUCCAAGAGAACUGCAUCAAAAGACAGUUUUGGGAAUUUUGCUUUUAAAUUUUGUAUGUGAGGGCAGGUGGGCAUGAGGGAUGAGAGCUCUGUGAUACAACCUGGUACCACGUGUAACAGGUAAAUGACUGUAUGCAGAGAGCUGCAUUCAGACACAGAAAUGCAGGAAAGAACUUCUUAAGAAAAGAAGCCUCUCGAAACUUAGAAGACCUAUCUUUAUUAAACAUAUAAGCUGUGAGACAAAUUGUGCCAGCUUGUUCCAAGCAGUCCUUAAAGUUAGUUGUAACUGAACUCCGAGUGUUAUGAUGUCAGCUUGAAUACAUUUUGAAUAUUUCGCUUUCUGCAAGAAACUAGAUCAGAGAAAUAGUGAGUCAAUAAUUUUGACUAUAAUUUAAAACAUCUUCCUUGGAGAUAGAGCUAGAGAUACUUCUGCCAAAUAGCAUUCUUAUCAUUCAUGUUAUGCUAGGAUUUAGAAAAAAUAAAUGAUAGCAAAUAUGGUUUCUAAAGAGAAAUGUGUUUCUAUAAAUUAUUAAUUAUAAGAAGUCUUGCUUUUGAAAGUCGGUAGCACAUAUUAUGAGAGGUGUAUUUUGUGUUAAUCCUCUACAAUUGCAGGCUGCUUUUCAUCUUGUAAAUCCUGCUACAUAGGACGACUGUUCUAAGUAGCAAUGUACUGGAGAGAGAAGACAACAAAACAUGGUGUCUUGGACCUGAGCCUUCAUGGUACACCUGUGGCACCGUCUAAAGUUCACUGGGCACUCUGCUGUCUCAUGUGUUCACGUGGUUGUUUCGACUGCUGCACUGGAAGGAGUUGGUCAGCUCCAGCUGGAAACAUGCUGAUGAAGGGUGAGGUUUUCUUCAUCAGUGCUUGGUUUUUAUUUUACUUUUUUUUUUUUUGAUACUUCAAAUUUAUAAUCCUUUUGUUUUUUAAGCCAGGACUUCAGGUGUUACAGAGCACUCGUGUACCAUCCCCAUCCUUGCCUCAUCUCUUCCUAAAGAGCCUCUCCAGUGAAGGGCAGGGGCCUUGUAAGGGAUCGUAGUGGGAUUGUAAGAUGUCUUUCUGUACCAGCUUCUGUAUUCGAGAUCACUUCCUUGGGUGGAAAGGGGUGGAAAACAUGCUCAUGUUUUUGGGGGUUCAUGAAGCCCAUGGCAUCGUUUUUUAGAAUAUUUCUAAUUUGUAGCCCAAACACUUGGUCUUAGUAAAAUGUGACUUGUACAUGAGUCACACCUUCCUUUUGUCCCCAUCUCUGAUGGGAAUGGAAGUGAGAUCUUCUUGUGUUAAUUUCUGGCUCAUUCAUAAAAGAGCAGCUAGAGAAUUCAUAAGUGAAUUUUGAAUUUUAAGUUAUUAAACUACUAAAAACUUGGAAAUUCUAAAAUGAUCUUAAAUAUGGUGAGCUAAAGCUCAUUCAGAAAUAAAAAUCAAAUCCAUUAUUUUAAAGAUUAUUAGGAACCUGUAAUCCCAGCAGCUCAGAAGACUGAGGCAGGAGAAUUGCAAGUUCAAAGCCAGCCUCAGUAAUUGCCAAGGUACUAAGCAACUUAGCAAGACUCUGUCUGAAAAAUGAAUAAAUAAAACUUUUUUUAAAAAGGGCUGAAGAUGGAGUUUAAUGAUUAAAAGCGCCCUUGGAUUCAAUCCCUGUUAACCCCUCAAACCACCCACCCACCCAAAGAAAAAAGAUCAGGACAAAAACUGGUUUAAAAAAAUCCUGAAAAUACACUGCAAACCAAGGAAAGAAAAUGGUUUGUGACAGGUGAAAGGAUAUUAAUAGGAUUGAAGCAACAAGACAGGAAAUGUGACCCGGUUCCUAAAUCUAAGCAGGAAUAGUUGCCUAAAGAGAUUGGUGGGCUGGAAACUGCACAGCAACAUUUGAAUGCAAAGCAGUUCUAAUGACGAAGUAGGCAACUCACAUUGCCACUACCUUACGGUUUUGCAAAAGGUUUUUGACUAAAAUUGUUAUUUUCAUUGAAAUGCUUUUCUGAAUUCUGUAGACACAUUACAGCCCUGGUAGUAAGUCACUGGAGUGCUCAUAUUGCAGUAAUUACUGCUGAGAAUUCAUACCCUCUGAUGCUCACCUCUUCCUUUUGUAGGAGUUGGCUUGGGUGGGAAUAGGUUUGGCAGAAUUAACAUUGAAGGCCAUAUUUGAUUUUAUGCAAACUAUCUUGUAAGCUCAGACAGCUUCAUAGUGGUUUACAUUAGUGAGUCCCUCCCCUCCUUGAGGUUGAGGGUAAGGUGAACUUUUUAGAAGGAUAUCACAGAAGUCACUUUCAUUUAGGUCAUGAGUGAGAUGCUGAAAUCCUCCACCAAUAUUCCCCUGACCCUUUUUCCUAUUAUAUUUGAAAAUUAUGGGGAAAAAAAGCUGUGAAAGGAAAAAUUAGUCAUAAGUCACUUUUGGAUUAUUGCUUAAAUUCAUGUAUUUUCAUAUCACUCAGGUAAAGCUGGAAAUGACAGAGCACAGACAUCUAUUUUUUAAAUGAUAGGGUAGAAAAUGAAAAAUACUUCUGUUUGUUCUUACACAUAUGCACCUCCUCUUAGCUAAUCAGAAAUAAUAUGUCCAUUUGUAUGGCAAAAGAAAUAAUCAUCCUAAUUCCAGUCAACACAUUUUUUGCCAAAUGGCACAAAUAUACCUCCAUUUAUAUUUUGUAUCUUAAAAAUAUAGUUUAAAAAUAAGACUGUAUAAGCGACACUUUUUUACAAAAGUGCCAUAAUAUACAUACGUAAUGGGUGUGUGCUUAACCUAAUUUAUAACGAUUUCUGUCAGUACAGCAUAUAUUGAAAAUUCACGUUGUUUUCAACAUAUUCAAGUACAUUCAGGAUAAAGUAAGUCUAAUUUCAUAAUGUAAAUCAUAUUUUUGUUAUUUACCAUAUUUUGUUUGAAAUAGUAAUGAAAUUUUAUAACUUAAAUUUGAAUGUCAUAGUACAUUGUGUGCUAGCCAUAGCAAGGAAACAUUUACAUUUGUUUUUUUUUACAAUAAAUUUCUUUUAAAAUAUACUUUCUAUUUUUCUGUACUGACAUAUGCAAUAAAUUGAUACAUUAAAAGUUUGAUUAAUGUCAAGAUAGUUUGUAUUCAGUCUUUUUAAAAUUUUUCUGUUAAUGUAAAGUCUAUCAUAGGACAUUAAAGUUUC